Messenger RNA from Drosophila ficusphila, 1153 nucleotides. RefSeq lists its product as uncharacterized. NCBI's taxonomy places the organism in Eukaryota, Metazoa, Arthropoda, Insecta, Diptera, Drosophilidae. Gene Ontology annotation, molecular function: prothoracicotrophic hormone activity. The transcript is spliced from 3 exons. The record is from RefSeq and is a predicted model, not a curated record. Bases 99 to 698 code for a protein of 199 amino acids.
AGUACGGGCCUUUGUCCUGGCUGAGUAUAAAAGCGCGGAGGCUCCUUGGCCAGAGCCGCAGAAGGAGUUCACCGCUGGACAGCUGCAGAUCGAGCAGGAUGCCGUGGUUGGCCAUUUCCAUAACGGCGCUGGCUCUGCUCAGCGUGGCAAGCAAAGGAUACGCCAGUGUGUACUCCAGUGAUGUAGACUUCGAUGAAAUGGUGGGAGUAAGAAGCUGCGAGCCACAAUGCCUGGACCAGCAGGCGGAGGAGCAGCAGUCGGAAGGCAGCACUUCCAAGAUGCUUAGUGCCCUUUUCGGCUUCGGCGCCAGUACGCCGCGCCCCACUGACUCUGCGAUGGCGAUGCCCCAUCAGCUGCCGCCCAUGUACUACAACGAUUUCUACGAGGAUCUGCUGACCACCAAACGCAACGAUGUCCACUCUGCCGGCUGCGAUUGCAAAGUUACGAACGAGCUCCUGGAUCUGGGCAGCAUGCACUUUCCACGCUUUCUGAUGAAUGCCGUUUGCGAAUCUCGUUCUGGAAGGGAUCUGGCCAAGUGCUCCCGUGGAUCCAAUUGCCGGCCAUUGGAAUACAAGGUGAAGGUCCUCGCGCAGGGAUUUCAGCCUGAUCAUCCCAACUCCUGGAUGAACAAGGAUCAACAUCAGACCUGGCAGUUUAAAACCGUCACCGUAACUGCAGGCUGCUUCUGCGCAAAGUGAUUGAAAAGGAUGUGAAGUACUUUUGAUGUGUAAGUGUGUAAUAUUUAUAUAUUAAAGCGCCAAAAAGACGUCAAAGGGGAUUUAUUGCACAGGACAUUCAACUUGAAAGAAUAGUCAUUUGUAUAAAACAUGAAUAAGGCAUAUUUCGGUUCUUAAUUAGGCACUGACAUGGUAUAUACGGGUAAGACGAGCUGAACAAGUGAAAACCCUGUUUUUUUGUGAACUGUGUAAGUAACACAAUUUGAAUUUCUCUUAAUGCUACGAAACAGACGGCGUAUCUAAAAUUUGCUUUAAAAUGUGUAAAGUCUUCUAUAAGAAAUCUAAAAUUGGUAAAGUAUUCGAGAGGAAAGUCUACUCUAAAAGGCGUCAAUCAAGUAAUUGAAGUCAAGGCACUUGUGAUCUUCAGAAAUGGACGGUUUAUAAACUUAGCUUAUGGACGGCUUUUUGAAAUAUUA